AUGGAAGACGAUUACUUUUCUGUAGAGUCCAUUCUUUCCGAGAACCAGAAGAUCCAGUGUACCUUCAAAAUCGACAUUCCUGAUAUGGGUCACCUUGACGGAGGAAACGAGCGCGACAUUAAGGCUCUCAGCAAGAUUCAAGUUCCAAUGUGGAUAGCGUACAUCCUCAUUUAUUCUGACUAUGCUGACUUUACAAUUCCUCCGCCAUUCGCUGCACGCGUACGUAAUGCCCUCAACGCAGAAGCGCGUAGCGUGCGGUUGUCGAGCCUCGUCGGACAAGGCGGAUUGUGGUACGGCUUCGGACGGAUGAUCAUGCGACUUUUGAACGACGCGCCUGCUCAGGAAAUCUCAGAUAUCCUGGUAAAGGCAUUUCGUGCCCGCCUCCCAGAGAUUAUCGACCAGGCGCAGCACUUUGCCUCGGUUCACGCGGCCGCAGCGUCAGGCUCAGGCGGUGGGGGAAACGGCUUGGGGAGCGACGAAGCCACCAUGGCCUUUCGCGAAGGGCUUGACGGAACUGAGCGCGAACUCUUCGUGUUGGCGCAGGAGAGCGCGCGAAGACAGAAGCGAUGGUAUGACUCGAGUGAACGAAGCCGACGCUAG
This is a messenger RNA of Postia placenta MAD-698-R-SB12, 600 nucleotides long. RefSeq lists its product as hypothetical. Gene Ontology annotation, cellular component: GINS complex. The record is from RefSeq and is a predicted model, not a curated record. The transcript is spliced from 6 exons. Gene Ontology annotation, biological process: mitotic DNA replication initiation. Lineage: Eukaryota; Fungi; Basidiomycota; Agaricomycetes; Polyporales; Adustoporiaceae. The coding region runs from base 1 to 600 and encodes 199 amino acids.